This is a messenger RNA of Xyrauchen texanus (razorback sucker), 3113 nucleotides long. Its product is annotated as brain acid soluble protein 1 homolog. NCBI's taxonomy places the organism in Eukaryota, Metazoa, Chordata, Actinopteri, Cypriniformes, Catostomidae. The coding region runs from base 160 to 744 and encodes 194 amino acids. The record is from RefSeq and is a predicted model, not a curated record. The transcript has 2 exons.
ACCGAAUACGAGAGUGCGCGCGAGAAAUGCAGCGUGAGACACACAGCGAACAGCCCCAAGAAACCCCACCGACGCCACGCGCACUGGAAAAGGGCACUGAAGAAAACAGCAGACGUUUGAGAAAGGAGCGACAGGAAAGGCGACCGCCGACGAGGAAAAAUGGGAGGGAAGCUGAGCAAAAAGAAGAAGGGAUAUAGUGUAAAUGACGAGAAGGCUAAAGAAAAGGAUGCCAAGACGGAGGGAGCGUCGGCGGAGGAGAGCGAAGCUCUGAAAGACAAGAAGGAAGCUCCUGCCACCACGGAGACGACCAAUGACACAGCGGCAGCCAGCAAAGAAGCUACACCCGGUGCUGAAAGUAAUUCCACUGCAACCAAGGAGGAGGAAAAAACCUCUGCACCUCCGAAGGAGGAGCCUGCAGCUAAUGCUCCUAAAGCCCCUGACAACAAGACCAGCGAGGCUGCCAAAGCAGAGCCCGCCAAGAGCCCUGAUGCCCCUCCUGCCAAAGCGGAGGAAAAAUCCACCCCCUCUGCAGUUACAGCAAAUGACAAAGAGCCUGCGAAAGAGCCCGCCCCUCCUGCUAAAGAUCCCGCCCCUCCUGUAGCCACAGCGACGGAAAGCAAGGCUGACUCUGAGUCUAAAAAGACUGAGGCUCCGCCCGUAAAGGAAUCCACCCCUGCAGAGCCAAUCACCACGGAGUCAAGCACCGCCCCCAAUAAGGAGCAAGCAGUUGCUGUGCAGGAUUAACAGUGAACGACAAGAUUAAUGACGGAAUGAAAAUGAUCAAAUCUAGCCCGCCCAUUUUAAAUUAUCAGUAAUUAUAAUAUUAAUAAUGAUAAUAGUAACAAUAACAGUAAUAAUUAUAACAGGCUGGACUUUAUCAUCGUUUGAGCGAUAGACAUGAUCAUGGUGAAUAAGACUGAUAGUUAUGAUGAUAAAGAUAUUAUCUUUAAUAUCCAAUUGAACUUUGAUACAAACCACCAGCCCCAAUAUCUCUCUCGCUCUCUCUCUCUCUCGCGCUCUCUCUCUCGCUCUCUCUCUCUCUACCUCCAUUUAAUAAGGGGUGGAAUAAAAACAUGGAAUCUGUUCACUACCACACUCCAAUUCUCACUUCCCUCCAUUUGAGUAUGAUGGCAGUGGGUGGGGCUAAUGUAUAUGUGUGUGUGUGUGUGUGUGUGAUAGUAAUAAUAGUAAUCCAGCCUCCCUGAUACAUAUUUCCUGUUUGCUGCUUUCUAGUUUGUGAUUGGCAUUGUGUCUGCUUCUCCCCUGACUUUCUUUGAUUCUCUCUCUCUUUCUCUCUCAAUCUUUUCUCACAUAUCUGUGUACAGCACAAUGCAUCAUACAUCCAAACAGGGUCAAAAAUUAACACUGGCUAAGUGCCAAAUGAGAGUAAGCUUUGGCUAAUAAAUAAAACCAAAUUACUUGCUAGUAAUGAUGGUCAUUUUUUUUUUUUUUUUUGUAAUGUUCUAACCCUUGUUGUUAAUUUAAAGGAAUAUUCCUGGUUUAGUCAAAUUAAGAUCAAUCAACAGCAUUUGUGGCAUAAUAAUAAUAAUACAAUUAUUUUGACUAAUCCUUCCUUUUCUUGAAGAAAAAAAAAAGCAAAAAUAGAGGGUACAGUGAGGCACUUACAAUGGAAGUGAAUGGGGCCAAGUUUUGUAGGGUUUAAAGACUGAAAUGUAAAGAUUAUAAUUUGAUCAAAGCACUUGCAUUCAUUCUUCUGUUAAAACCCAUGUAUUAUUUGAGCUGUAAAGUUUUUUAAAUCAUAAUUUUUACAGCCAUUGCAGGGUUUGUUGACUUUACAUUAUGGCAAUGAGUUGUAUAAUUGGCUAUAACUUUUCACAGAAAAGUUAGUGAUUUCAUCACAUUAAAAUCACAUUAACACACAAUGUUUACAUGUUGUGACUAUAUGUUUGAAACAGUCAGUAUUUUACCAUUUACAGAUUGGCCCCAUUAACUUCCAUUAUAAGUGCCUCACUGUAACCCAGAUUUAAAAGCAAAAUGUUUUUAAGAAAAGGAGGGUCAAGUCAAAAUAAAUUGUUCGUGGUAAUAAAUAUUAUGCCACAAAAUGCUGUCUAUUGAGCUGAACAUGUCAUGUAAGCAAAUCAAAUACAUACAAACCAUCUACCAAAGAAAACAUCUGAGUUCAUAACUUUAUGCAUCCUAAAUAAAUUUCUUAAAGAUAAAGUUGUUUUACUCGAGACCUCCAUGUGGCGGCACACAUGUAGAAUAUUCCUUGAUUAAGCAACCAAAUCGAAAAAAUACGGAGCAAAAUAAUGGGUGACAUCUUUGUGGCAGGUGCCGUUUCACUGAGAGAUGAAGUCUGACUCAUCUUGUAUAUGACGCUGUGAGUGAUGAUCAGAAAUAUACAAAGAAUAAACGGCUAAAUAUUUCCAUGGUAGCAACAAAAAUAUAUUUUCUAAAUACAAAUAAUGCAAAAUAAAUUUUCAUAGCUGGUAAGAAAUAUUUAUGGCUGCUAAUUUUUUUUAAAUUCAGCAGCCAUUGAAAUGUGUAGCAAAAGGUUAAUUUUGGGCCCUGCAUACACACAGACAAACACGCAGUAUUGAAUGUUAGCAGCAUUAGUGUUUUUGACUGGAUGUUUAAAGUGACAGUUAAAGUGUGUGCGCGUGUGUAGAGAUUGGGGGUAUGAAGUGAGUGUGUGUGUGUGCUGUAAGAAGUUAUGCAUGGUAUGAGCAUGCAUUUUGUGAAAAUGUUUGCGUGUGUAUUUGUAUUAAUGGAGUUCUGGUCUUUCUGUGUUUUGAAAGAAGUUGUUUUCAUGAUGUCAGGGAGAAAGAGAGAGUCCAGACCUCUAAACUCACCAAACAGGACACUUUUCACACACACUGUUCUCGUUGUGAGGGCUGUGUGUGUGUUUGCAUGUCAGUGGUUGGCCCUAUUGCUGUGUAUUUUUGGUUGCUGUGGAGAUAAUGUUGCUACAGGUGAUAUUUCAUUUAAAUUAAAACAUGCUCUCUAUUUCUCUUUCUCUCUGUUCCUUUCUCUGUCCUUUCUCUUUUCAAUCCUUUUCUGAAACUCCCUGGUAAAAUAAAAAAUGUAAUGGAAGAACUGAGAUAUAUGUACUUGUAUACAUGGAGCAACAUUAAUAAAAUGAAAGAAACAGA